AUUUGACUGCUAAAACCGACAGAUUCAAAAUCAAAAUGUGGCCGAGUCUCCAAACGCCCCGAAUAACUUCCCUCUUCUUUUCCGCUUCCCACACCACUCCGCAUACCUAGGGUUUCUCUCCCAUUUCACCAAAACGCAUCCCUUUCAACUGCAAAAAACCACCACUCAUCAUGAACCAACACUCCCCAAAUUCAAAUUCCAACUCUCUCCAACCGCUCCUGAAAGAAUCAAUCCACAGGUUCUUAAUUGAACACCAAAACGGUGCAACUGAUUUUUCAAAUUUCACCUCAAUCUUCUCUCGUUUUCUCCACAAUUUACCCGACCCACCCCUAGAAAUCGUCUGGUUUUACUCCGCUUUAACUUUUCACUCCACAAAAUUUACUGACACUUCAAAGCAAGUCUUAUUAGUUAAGGACCUAUUUCAGUUACUUGUUUCCUGCUCUUCCUCAUGCAAUGCGGUUAGAAAAAUUGCCGUACUCGCUCCGGUUAUUCACGAGCUGUUUACUGCAGUGAGUGGUAAAAAGGAUUUGAGAGAAGAGAUUGAGAGUUUAACUGAAGGGAUCAUCUGUUAUGUUAGCAUUAACUGUGCUGAUAAUUCUGAUGAACAUGAAGGGUUUGGGGAUUUAGUUUCGUGUUACAGGGAGCUAGUGCGCGUGUGGAUGGUUGGGAAAAUUGGGGGUGACUGUAAAUUUGGGGAGGAUUUGAGGUUGUUUUGUCCGGUUGUUAGCGAUGGAGUACGCGAAGGAAUGGUAAGUGAGGGUUUUGGAGUUGGGUACUUGGCUGGGGUAGUCACGUGUGAGGCUUUUUUGUUGAGGUUGUGCUUGAAGUUUGGGUGUGGGAUUUCAAGAGUAGAGCUGGACAAAGAAUUGCUUAACUGCGCGGCUCAGAUGAUAAGUGCUUUUCGGAGUUAUUAUUUUGUCGCAGAUAUCCUGCUCAGGAUGCUGCUGGAGCCAGUUUUACCUGUCAAUGCAAUGCUGAAUCCCAAAGAUGAGGUCAUUUUACGAGAAGUCUUGUAUGAUGUUGUGAUAACGAUGUCAUAUUCCUUCUCUAUCCCUCAAAAAGGGAUUGAGCCACCUGGUGUACAAUUGAAAAAUCUUGCUCUGACAUGGUUGUUUGUUGCUGACAAUGCCAUACGAUUUGUCAGGGAAAAUGGGGACCGGACAAAAGUCAUUUCUUAUUUGCAAGCCUUCUCUGAAUCUUUCUUACUCUCCCAUUUGAUCAAGUGGGUUAUGAGCCAGCCUGGUGUGCAGAGUAAAACAAACGCACCGGAUAUUUUCACUCCUGUUGCUGUCAUCAAGUGGCUACUUAUUGUUGAGGAUGAAGGUUCAAGGGUGUUCGAUAGUGGCAUCUCCAAGAUAUAUGCAAAGGCCAUUAUUUGUAAAUCAAGAACAGAGUGUGAGCUUUUGGUUGAUAAGUCAGGUGGCAAGAAUUUGAAUGAAAAUCACUUUUUUUACCCUGGUAAGGAGCUUAAAGCUGAAGAUAAAGUAGAUGGUGAUCUAGAGAUGGUUGAUUCUGCGGACGCUAUGCUCCUUGGUGCUCCUGGAUUGAUGAGAUUGACGGAAACUGAUGGUAUAAGGAAACGCAAAGAAGGAAGAAACGACGAAGGGGAUAAACGAGUUAAGUUUUUCAAAUGUCAGCUUGGUGACAAGUUAACAAAGGAGGAGAAGGUUUGGCCAUUGUGUGAUGGUGGUGGUUUUUGCAAUGGGAGUGAGGUAUACAAUCCGUUGUCUGUUGAAAAUGCAGUGUCUAUGGAGCAAUAAGCUUGACUGAGGCAGCAGCUGAGAACAGUGGACAGGCUAACCACAGUGGCAGUUCUUUGCGAGUAGAUGAUGGAAUGAGAACUUUUGUCUUUGCGGCAUGACUUGCAGCUCUUGGAUUGUGCUAUCUUUUCCUCCUGCUGAUGGACGCUCAGAGGCCAAAAUUUCUGCAUUAAAUUUGUCUGCGGGUUUUAGAUUUAUGCCUCCAUGUAUCAAUAGAUGCUCAUAAAAGUAUAUAUGCUAGGAUAUUAUCUUCUUGCAAACAUUGAAACUGGAAUUAAAGUCGGCUAAGCACUAUAUAAGCCUGGUAAUAGUGCAGGCUUCCAUGACGGUAGUCAUUCAUGGUUAUCUUGUAUUUCUAGAUAUUUUUCUCCAUUUAAAUUCCCUUUUUCUUUGGUUU
This is a messenger RNA of Populus nigra (black poplar), 2157 nucleotides long. RefSeq lists its product as uncharacterized. Lineage: Eukaryota; Viridiplantae; Streptophyta; Magnoliopsida; Malpighiales; Salicaceae. The record is from RefSeq and is a predicted model, not a curated record. The coding region runs from base 171 to 1760 and encodes 529 amino acids. The transcript has 5 exons.